UGCCUUUUGCUGCAGCCUCUGCUGCUGGGGGCAGUAGGUACUACCGUGGCUGCUAGUGUUAUUUGUAGCACGGCACUCGGACACUUAAAUCUAUUGAAGCCGCUAUAUCUGUCUGUGUCCCGUUGUUGUUAUCUAUUUGGUGCAGCGUGAUGUGUGCUUGUGAUUAGGUGAUGGUCGGAUGAAGAGAACAAGUCAUCAUCGUUCCUGCCGCCACCGCCGUCGUCAUUAUCAGCUGCCGUCAACGUUAGCACCCAUCAAGUGCUAAUAGUAUCGUAGUCGCAGAAUAGUUUUAGCAGCACCAGCAAUAAUUAUCAUCAGAAAUUCUUCGUACUAUCGGUUUUUCUUUGUGUAUCCGUGCCCCCUUUACUUUCCACGACCACCAUCAAGAUCCGCCGGGGACGACUGUUGUUGUUGUUGUUACUACACCGCCUCUAGACACUAGCGCCAAUCAGAUCUCCUGCCACCGCCCUUGCCCUUUUUCUGCUUCUGUUAUUAUUAUUAUUUAUUGCGACUGCUAUUACUACGGCUGCUGCUGGUGUGGUUUCUCGCUGGUGGUUCGGCUGUAACAGCAAGUGCUGUUUGAUGUAGUUCGAUAUAAAGGCUCUCCAAAUAGAAUAGCAUCUUCAUGCAUCAAAUUAAUUAACGACAACGUUCCUCUUUUCCUACCCGGUGGUAAAGACAUCUGCAUCGCGGGGUACCUUUGGUUUGGUGAUACUGUCUCUGUAGGGGGAGAAAUUGUUUCAAGUGAACGAGUUAGUUAUCCAUCGAUAAAACAUACAACAAUUCCGAUAGUUUAUCGGGGCCCAAUACCAUUAAGUAUCAUCACCCAUAUUUUAUCGCUCGGUGGCUUCGUCGCAUGUUUUUUGCGACUCCGUCGCGUUCUCACAAGGAGGUCUCUAUAAAGACCGGCGGUUUGAGGUCGGGUUAUCGUUGCUACUGCCGCUAAUGUUGGUGCUGGUAGUGAAAGAAGUAGUGGAGUGUACCACCGUGUAACGGGCGGUUAAUUGUGAUUGUGUAAGGUAUUGAGAGUGUGCCCUGCCAACAGCUGUUGUCCGCGAGCUGUCUUGUUGUUAUUGUCCUGAUCUGACCAUUACUACCCCAAACUUGCCACCAGCUUUAAUCAUAGGUAGCGCUGCUGGAGACGUGAUGGAGAGUGGUCCUGACGCCGGAACCAGCUCUUCAGCUCUUAUAGUGGGACCAGCCGGUAAAACAAACGAAGUGUCCUCUUCGACCAUUGCAACAACUGCGAAAGCCAAAACGAAACCCAAAGCGAAAGGGACAAAUACUGGAAAGGGCCGACAUAUACAACGGCAAUACACUCCACAACCAUCAACAAAAGCAACUACCGAAUCGGUAUUAGCUGAAAUGGUGCUACCUUUGACACCACCCUCUUCCUCAUCCAUAGAGGCAGUUGAAGACGAUAGCGUAAACCGCAAAGAAUUGCCUCCCCCAGCGAAUGAAACAGUAGUGGCUGGACCGACGUCGGCAUCGAUGACGACAUCUAAAACCUGCAACAUCAAUCAUCACCGUCAAACCAAUAACAACAAUGCCAACAACAAUAACAAUACCCUGUGUACCAUUAACAGUAUGGAUAAAGCUGACCAUGACGUAGACCAGACCUCAGGCGAUGUCAAAAAUUACAACGAAAGCAGUGCUAAUGAGAAAAAGGAAGUCCAGCAGCAGAUGUCAGUAGAUUCCAAUGGCGAUGAGGUGGCGAUAUCCGCUCUUCCCGACGGAUCCGAUUCGACGAUGGGUUUGCAGGAGGAUGAGGAGGACGAAGACAACUGGGAGAAUCUCAUCGAUAGUGGGACUUUAGAUAAAUCCCUAGAAAAGCUUCGUGUUAAGGACAAAGGCACUACUCGACUAAAUGAUGCAAACAGUGAAUACCAAAAGCAGCAUCAGAAGAACGAGAAAACGAGAACACCAUCAGGACCUACAAAAAUUAAUGUGAGGCUAGAGGAGCCUUCUCGAACAACGCCACCUACAAUUAAAAUUCUUCGUAGAGAAACGGCGCCAACUGGGGUAGUUUCUAUUGCUCCGGGUACGGCUAAUGGAGAAAGAGGAAGUUUUGCGGGGGACACCUUCACCUCCACACACAGACGAAGCGGAGACAGCCACCGAUCGGGUGAACAUAACAACUCUGUACCAACGCCUCCGACCGGGAAGACUUACGCCCAAAGACAAGAGGAGUAUGCGCGUGCACGUAUGAGAAUCCUUGGCCCCGGCAAUGGAAACAAUCUUCCCGUGUCAGUGCCCUCAAACAAUCAGCAACGGAAUCAUAACAGUCCACAAGCAAUGCAAAGAGCAAUGCCUGGAACUAUUGGACGUGGAUUCGGCCUUGACAUGACAGGGACAGCCAGUGGUCGACGAGGCAGCCACACAACAGGCGCUCAUCGACGAGGAGGACAUACCUCAGUGGCGCCCCCGUCCGGUUACUAUGGGAAUAACAGUGUGCAGCAGCAGCACCAGCAUCAUCAAAAUAAUAAUGCGUAUAGUGGCAGCAGCAGCUAUUAUAAUGGCAAUAGAAAUAACGCUGCCUCUCAUGGUAACAGUGGUCAACAUAGCAACUCCAGCAAUACACACAGCAGCAAUGGGGGCUCACAGGGAAUGGGUGCUGGCCAGCAUACACCCCCAACGAUGCAUCGAGCUAACGGUGGAUACAUGAGAUAGCAAACAGACACAAACUACAAGGUUUUGGCUACAGAGUGAACAAUUAACAGAUGGUGCAAUCAGAUGUACAGGGGAGACCAGCAACAGCAACAACAGCAGCAGCAGCAGCAGCAGCAGCGCCAAUAAUAAUAGUAACAUCAAGAACGCCAGAAAUAUAGAAGACAACGUCACAAAGCAAAAAAGGAAAAAGAAGACAGACAGAGGGGUCGCCGAGUAUUCUUUGUCUGUAGCUACAAGACCAUCAGUCUUAAAGCAAUAUCUGCAGCAGCAGCAGCAGCUGCUAUGGUAUUAUCAACUGAAAGAACAAGCAUCAGCUAUAUCACUCGCCUACAAACAAAUAUGCAUAGUAAAUUUACAGUGUACAUGAAAACACAUUUGUAAGAAUGACCAUGAAAGUAACUUGCUUUAUUCCAAAUGAUUGUUUUGUAAGUUUUUCCGUUCCUACUAUUACAUAGGGUUGUCCCUGUGAAAUAUGCAUAGUGUAAUUGUUUUUGGUAACCUAGAUUAAUUCGAUAACAAACUAGAGCGAGACUGUCAGCAUGUGCGGACAAGCUCGCGUCAUGGUAACGUUGAGAAGCAGAUUUGACAUAGUUAGGAGAGGUGGAGGUGUUUAAGAGCUUGAAGUUAUUAAGAAAAUUGACUAUUGCGUUAGGUGUAUAGAGGUCAACAGGUUGGUCUAUGACAUGUACGAAUAACAAAUAUACAGUGUUGUAGGUGGACUGAAUUUGCGCGUCCGAUCGAGUAGUUCAUGCAAUGUUUACGGACUUAGGAGCAUUUCGAGUAGACUUCUAAAUGAAAAGAUGCAACAAACAAGGCGAUCUAUUCAAAAACGAGACCAGCUAACAUACGGUCAAUACUUUGUUAAUUUACUCUGAGGUCGUUUAGUUGGUCAUUUAGGGUAAUUUUUUUGGAUGUUGCAUUUAAGAGACUGCAUGUUUAUUUUGCCGAAGCGGGCUAAUCGCGAAGUAUUUAUAAUUUUGGACUGCCGUGCAAAAACCAAUAUACGAUGUGCGACAAUAAGCCUUUCCUAUACGAGCAACAGAUUUUCGAGUUUGACAGUAAACGUCUGUCUUCCUUGAUCCUAAACAAUUAGUCUUUUCUGCAUAGACAUAUACAUCAUUGAUAGCUGCGGGCAUUCAGAACGAAGCCUUAUCGCAGCUGUAUUCCAGUAUGGCUGAAGACAGGAUCACUGUGGUAGAUCUUUGCAUUGGAUAUUGCCGUUCAACAUUAUAAAGUACUUUCUAGUAAUUACGAUAUGAUAUUGUGUUAGUAAUUCCCGGAUGGAGUCCGUAAAACUUGUCAAUCGGCAGUGAACGUUAAAUCAUAUUAGCAACUGCGUUAAAGUAAUACCAUUAUCACAAUUAUAGAUAGUAAUAAUCUGGGCGCGACCUAGGGUAUGCCUGACGAACAUACAUAUUUGCCACAGGAUGCAGCAGUGGCUAAUCUUUACAACAUAGUGAUGCUACUGCAGCAAACAGAAGGGGCCCAAGCCACCUAAGUUUCGUGCUGCUUUAUUGAUAUAGGCAAUGUUUGUGAUCUACUAUUGUAUUAUUAAUUCUGUUCGGGGACAACUUGCUGUUUGAAAUACUACUUUCUACAAAAAAGGACGUAAUUGACAUUAAUUGUAUACAUGAUUACGGGUGGUAGUGUUAUGGUACAACAUUUUCUUGUAAGACUUUUGCCGGCUGCUGUUAGGUUUGCUGAACUAAUGCAAAGCAUACUCGUUCGUGUAAAGAAGAACAAAGAUGAUUCUGGGUCUCAAGGCGCAGCUGCUAUGCGCCAACGAUUUGUGGUUCGUCCGAUAGACGAACACUGGUUAAUGGCUGUGAUCGUAGUUGACAUGAUUUCUGCUGAACACCGUAACGGCCUGAACAAGCCAGCUGGCUAGAUGGCUGUUAUCUAUGACACUAACAAUUUUUCUAGCUACGACGCUUCAACUGUUGGCAGUUAGGCAGUAACGUCGUUACUGACGGACAUUUUUUGAGAAGCUUUACUAAGCGACCCAGUCUGCGAAAGGUCUCUGUUCAGGUCAUUUUUGUGCUGUGCGCUGCUGCCUUCUCUCCUUAUUACUGCUGUUGUUGCUGUCCUUUUUAGAGCGCAACAGGAAAAUAUGAGGUGCGCCCAUCCGCCCAUACACGUCGCGUCCUACGAUCACGCGCAGUGACUGCCCAGUCAGCACGAGCAAGCUGUAAGCUACACAAUGAUGGAGAAAGUUGAAAAAGUAUCGACUAUACCUACUUGGCCCUCAUCCUAUCCAGAACUUCAAUAUUAUAACAACAACAGCUACUUGGAGGUACGCACAAAUGUCACCAUCUGCAGAAUGUACCACAGAUGUAUAUCUGAAAUUAUACACAACGUCUUCACUACUGAUAAACGCGCUUAGCGGAAAAUAUCAGCCAGAGGGACAUAGGCUGGUCAGUCGCAAUAUCCAAGGGCUCCUUUGCCAACAGGCACGUGGUCGUAUCUAUCGGGUAUUUAAAUUCGACAGCCUAUAUGGGCACCGUGAGCUUUUUUAUCGCGCCCCCUCACCGCCCGCCCUCUACCCAUUGAAAGCCACCACGGCCGGCAGUGUGAGUGCGACUCAUUCCAGAGCAUAAAGACAACGACGGAAACGCAUUGAUUAGAGCAAAAGAAAAAAAAUAAUACAGUGCAUGGUCUGCCAAGGUUUUAUAAACUACAUCCGUCUAUCUACGACAUUCAACGCAUACUAGUUAGCUUCUGUUUAAGAACAACCGUGAGGUCUACAAUAAGGCAUUUGGAACUUACACGAUAGUCAAUGCCUUUGUUUUUGCUGUAUUAUGUCGACAUCUUGUAAGUCCAAUAUAAUUCGUGUCCUCUAUUUGUUGUGCAUACCUAAUUCGGACUGCCAAAGACUGUAUAGAUAAGAAGUGUUGGAAAAAAAAGAUAAAAUUACCGAACUGUAUUUUCCGCAGUA
Messenger RNA from Varroa destructor (honeybee mite), 5605 nucleotides. RefSeq lists its product as uncharacterized. The record is from RefSeq and is a predicted model, not a curated record. NCBI's taxonomy places the organism in Eukaryota, Metazoa, Arthropoda, Arachnida, Mesostigmata, Varroidae.